GCGCGAGGAGCUGGCGAUGGUGGAUUCCACCUCCAGCCGCGGAUCCAGGGGAAGGGCUCGGAGGAGGCUGUCGCUGUCCCCGUCCCCGUCCCUGCGGAGCGCCCUGCGCGGCCUCUACACCCUGGCCCUGCUCCUGUCGCUGGCCGUGGCCGUGCUGGGAGCGCUGGCGUUCCGGAGGGUGGAUUCCAUCUCCAGCCGGAUCAGCUCGGCCCAGACCUUCUACGAGGAGAAGCUGCUCUCCAUCCAGGAGGAUCUCCAGGGCUUGGGAGAGAAGAGCUCCGGGAACGGCUCCCUGCGCCAGGACAGGGAGCAGCUGGGCCGGGACAUCUCCCAGCUGCGGGCCGCGCUGGAGCAGCUCCAGCAGACGCUGCAGGGGCAGGAGGCGCAGCUGGACCGAACUUCCCGGCGCCAUUCCCGGCUCUCGGCGGCGGGCGCGGGGCUCGGGGCGCGGCUGGAGAGCUGCGCGGGGUGGCUGCGGGGGCUGGCCCGGGGCGCGGAGCGGCUGCUGGCCCGGGCCGGGCGGUGCCGGGACGAGACCUCCCGGCUGGGCGCGGAGCUGCGGGAGCUUUCCCGGGACGGCUCCGGGCUGGAAUCGCUGCGGGGCGGCGCGGCCGAGGCGGGGCGGGCGCUGCGGGCGCUGGGCGGGGAGCGGCGGGAGCGGCUGGAGCGGGAGCUGGGGGAGCUGCGGGCCGGGCGGGAGCGCGCCCGGGAGCUGCUCGGGGGCGCGCAGGGCGCGGCGGGGGCGGCGGCGCGCCGGGAGGGCGGCAAUUCCCGCGGGAUGCAGGAGCUGGCGCUGCGCGCGGCCGAGCUGCAGGCGCGCCUGGACGACGCCAGCGCCGCGCUGGAGGAGCAGCAGGACAACCUCGGCGACGCCAGGUACGGAAUUCCCGCCGGGAAUGGGGACGUUGGAUCCAGCGGCCCCCCGGGAAUGGGGGGACAGAAGGGUGACAUCGGGAUCCCGGGAUCGCCGGGACCCCCCGGAGCUCUGGGACCCCCGGGACCCGCCGGCCCCCAGGGGGAACGGGGACCUCUGGGAACGAGAGGAUUCCCGGGGCUCAAGGGCUCCAAGGGCAGCUUUGGACUCUCGGGAUCCCGGGGCCAGGGCGGGUCCGAGGGGGAUCCCGGACCCCCAGGGCCGGAGGGGGAACCGGGAAAGGUGGGACCCCCCGGCCCACAGGGAACACCGGGAAUGCCCGGGACCCCCGGGGCCACGGGACGGGCAGGGCCCGAGGGACCCAAGGGAGAGCCCGGGAUGAGGGGACCCCCGGGGCCACCGGGACCCCCCGGACCCCCGGGACAGUAACUGGGACAGGGGGGCCCCAAUUUAUCCCCUGGGACCCCCGGGACAGUGACUGGGACAGGGGGUCCCCAGUUCCAUCCCCUGGGACCCCCGGGACAGUGACUGGGACAGGGGGUCCCCAAUUUAUCCCCUGGGACCCCCAGGACAGUGACUGGGACAGGGGUCCCCAGUUCCAUCCCCUGGGACCCCCGGGACAGUGACAGGGACAGGGGGUCCCAAAUUUAUCCCCUGGGACCCCCGGGACAGUGACUGGGACAGGGGGCCCCCAGUUCCAUCCCCUGGGACCCCCCGGGACAGUGACAGGGACAGGGGGUCCCCAAUUCCAUCCCCUGGGACCCCCGGGACAGUGACUGGGACAGGGGGUCCCCAAUUCCAUCCCCUGGGACCCCCUGGGACAGUGACUGGGACAGGGGGUCCCCAAUUCCAUCCCCUGGGACC
This is a messenger RNA of Lepidothrix coronata (blue-crowned manakin), 1738 nucleotides long. RefSeq names its product scavenger receptor class A member 3 (gene SCARA3). The record is from RefSeq and is a predicted model, not a curated record. NCBI's taxonomy places the organism in Eukaryota, Metazoa, Chordata, Aves, Passeriformes, Pipridae. The transcript is spliced from 6 exons. The coding region runs from base 17 to 1303 and encodes 428 amino acids.